This is a messenger RNA of Pocillopora verrucosa, 1473 nucleotides long. NCBI's taxonomy places the organism in Eukaryota, Metazoa, Cnidaria, Anthozoa, Scleractinia, Pocilloporidae. The record is from RefSeq and is a predicted model, not a curated record.
AUGGCAGCUGUUCUUCCCGCUUGCGUGAAAAGAACAGACAAGAGCCGCUUUUGCAGAGCGAAAGCUUUUAUUCAUAAUAAGAAUGCCGCAAAUCGGCUGACAGCUUCCUGGUCUGCUCUCAAAAAACAAGAAAAUGAAAAAAGUGUGCGUGAUCUGGAAGUCUGCAGUGGAUUUCCACUUCGCGGCCGUCGAGUUGUAGAAUUAAAUGUCCUCCCUGAGGCUUUGGACGGGGGCUGUGAAGCCUGUGGGGCAGCUCUACGGCUCUCCAACUGCAUAAAAGAAACAGUGUCUGGGCUAGGAUCACUACUAUACGUAUGCUGUUCAAAUUCCGAGUGUGGAGAGACAAAUAUCUGUCGAACAAACAAGACCCACCGUAGCACCGGAACAACGCGAGGGAGACCAAUCUUUGAUGUAAACACGAAGCUCGCUGCGGGGACGCUACACGCAGGCAUAGGUCCUACCCACGUAAACGAGUUGUUGUCAUCUAUCAACGUAACAUCACAUGGAGAGUCCACGCUGAAGGCUCGCGAGAGGGAAGUAGGGCCCCAAAUUGAAAAGUUGGCAAAGGAAUCAUGUCUGGAAAGUUUAGAAAGCGAAAGAAACCUGUGGAAAGAGGAUAAUGAAAAGGAAAAUGUGGCGAUAGGAGCGUCAUUUGACAUGGGAUGGCAAAAAAGGGGAAAAGCCCACAACAGCCUGACAGGUGUUGGCUCCAUGGUUGGCCUAAAAACUGGCAAGGUGAUUUGCUAUGGUUCAAGGUCAAAAAGGUGUGCAACAUGUGAAACUGCCAGCAGACAAUCAAAAAAGCCUCGCAUACACGACUGUAGGCUCAACUGGGAAGGCUCAUCAAAAGCUAUGGAAGCUGAUGUUUGUGUCGAUCUAGUCAAAAGUUGUGGAGAAAAAAAUGCAGUUGUAUCUGUUCUUGUUGGGGAUGAUGAUUCAUCCACCAUAAGCAAAGUGAGGAAAAAUGUUGAGCACGAGGUUGAAAAAUGGUCAGAUGUAGUCCGUACUAAAAGAUCCUUUGGUAGCUCACUAUACCGUAUCAAGACCCAAAACAAAAGCCUGACAGAUAUGGUGAUACGGUAUUUCCAGCGAUGCUUUGGUUAUGCACUAAAGCAGGAUAAGGGUGAUGAAGAAGGUGUGCGAAAUGGUCUGAAGUCUAUCGUGCCCCAUGCUUAUGGUGACCAUUCUUCCUAUGGCAACUGGUGUGGCUACUUGAAAAAUCCUGCAUCCUACAAACACAGAGGCCUUCCCCAUGGCAAGGAUCUGACAGACAAAAACUUGAGGCAGUCCCUGGAAAAGAUCAUAGAAGUUUAUGCUUCAAAUGCCAAGAAGCUAGCUCCCCUUGGGUCGAGCCAGGCAAAUGAAGCACUCAACAACACUAUAGGAAGCAAAGCUCCAAAGAUCAGGCACUACGGAUCUAACGAAAAAGCAACAACUUCUGGGUUGCAUGUGCUGUUGGACAAAAGAACUUAG